Molecule: messenger RNA, 2336 nt
Organism: Sander lucioperca (pikeperch)
Lineage: Eukaryota; Metazoa; Chordata; Actinopteri; Perciformes; Percidae
Gene: adra1ab
Product: adrenoceptor alpha 1Ab
Exons: 2
Coding region: 354-1742 (462 amino acids)
Biological process (GO): phospholipase C-activating G protein-coupled receptor signaling pathway; adenylate cyclase-activating adrenergic receptor signaling pathway; positive regulation of cytosolic calcium ion concentration
Cellular component (GO): membrane
Molecular function (GO): alpha1-adrenergic receptor activity
Source: RefSeq, a predicted model, not a curated record
UGCAAUGAAUCCUUUCGGCUAGGCUGAACGUCACAUUGCAAAUCCCCCAGUGACUGCCACCUAAAAACAUGAAUAUUUGUAAUUUCUAUUAAGAUAUUCUGGGUUAAAUAUGACAAACUGUGACAGUGUUUCGCUUUCUAAAUAUGGCAUUCUGCCAAGGAACCCUGGCAGAGGCUAUAUGAUCAGUGGAGCGUUGGCAAGACUCACUGCAUCUACAAAUAAACUGGAAGAGCUUUUAUCCUCUGCGUUAGGAGCAGCAGAAACAGGCAGAGGGUUGAAGCUGUAGUAAUUGAGGAACAAGUGUUAUCAACCUGCAAGACGCUUGCACAGCUUAAUGCACCCAACAGAUAACGAUGGAUCCUGCUGAGAACGCAAGUGUUUUCUCUGCAGCGGAUCGCUGUCCCAACUGCAGCACUACCACCCACCCAGGGGUGGAUGUAGCCAAGGUGGUGGUUUUGGGGAUGGUGCUGCUGGUGUUUGUAUUGUUCGGGGUCCUUGGCAACAUUCUGGUCAUCCUGUCAGUAUUGUUCCACCACCACUGGCGCUCUGUGACACAUUACUUCAUUGCCAACCUGGCGGCGGCAGACCUGCUGCUCAGCGCCGCCGUCCUGCCCUUCUCCGCCACCUCCGAGGCUCUCGGCAGAUGGGUGUUUGGCCGGUCCUUCUGCAGCGUUUGGGCCGCGCUUGACGUCCUCUGCUGCACCGCCUCCAUCCUCAGCCUGUGUGUGAUCUCUAUCGACCGCUACCUGGCUGUCAGCUACCCUCUGCGCUACCCUGCCAUAGCCACGGGGCGGCGAGGCCUGACAGCGGUGGCUGCUCUCUGGGGACUCUCGGCAGCUAUAUCCGUGGGCCCUCUGUUUGGCUGGAAGGAGCCCGAUCCAGAAGACGAGACGGUGUGCCGAAUCACGGAGGAGCCUGGCUAUGCUUUGUUCUCGGCACUAGGAUCUUUCUACAUACCUCUGGCCAUCAUCCUGGCCAUGUACUGCCGCGUGUAUACCGUGGCGAAGAGAGAGACGAAAACCCUCAGGAAGGGCAGUAGGGGAGAAGGGGUUGAGACAGAGGGGGUGGUGCUUAGGAUUCACAGAGGGAGUGCUCCUCAGACGGAGAAGAAGGAGGACGACGACGGGACCCCGACACAUAAACGCAGAACCUUUUCCCUGCCGAAGCUGCUGAAGUUCUCGAGAGAAGAGAAGGCAGCCAAGACUCUUGGCAUUGUUGUCGGGUGCUUCAUUCUGUGCUGGCUCCCUUUUUUCCUGGUUUUACCAAUCGGAUCCAUCUUCCCGUCCUGUAAGCCUUCUGAAACCAUCUUUAAGAUUACCUUCUGGCUGGGUUACCUCAACAGCUGCAUUAACCCCAUUAUCUACCCCUGCUUCAGCCGGGAGUUCAAGAAAGCCUUCCACAAUGUGCUACGUGGCCGCUGCCUGAGAACUGGGGCACUGGCUGCCAAACCACAAGGACACAUCAGCACCCACUCCUCCAGUCCAGUCCCACAGUCUAACACCUCUGUUCCCGCAGCCCAACACCGCAACACUGCUUCGUCAUGGGGUUGCUGCAGGAUGCUGUCCACCUCCUCGUCAUCUGUCUGCGGUCCAGAGGCUCAAAGUGCACAAAUCCAGAGUAAGAGUCUACUAAAGGCGUGGUGUCUCUCAGCAAGUCGGACGCCGGUCCCACAGAACCCCUCCAGUCGCACGUCAACCAAGGUUUUACGCCUUUCUCUCAGCGUAACAGGAGAGGCCGUUUGAUUGGCAUGUUGAUGCAACGGUAGGAUUUGUAAGCAUCCAAUCUUGUACUUUGGUUUUGCCUCUAGGAAAUACUUCCAGUAUGUACAAUUUUGCAUGAAUAUUUAUGCUCCCCAGAGGCAUCAGAGUGCAGGGCCAGCCAAUAGUGAGACUUGCCUUCAGAGCAGACAGAAGAUAACUCUGUUGCCUUUAGGCUUUAUGCCAGUUUAAAUGCCUUGAGUGUCAAAUAAAACAUGAUUUGGGAAAGCGAAUGAAUAACAUUGUGUCUAUACGCAACAGCCAGUACUGAGCUGCUCUUGAACAGAGCACUACAUGUCAAAACUUUCAAUAGGAACUACUUAGUGAUCAACAAGAAAAAGACUGGAGUAUGAACACACAGCAAGAGACCUUUGGAAAAAAAACAACCCUCUCUGGUUAAAAAAUGCAAGACCAAAGCCAUUUUUGCAAGGCCAGUCAAAAAUCAGCACAUGAAAAGGAAUAAAACAUAAUUAAAAUCUAAUUGAAAUGACAUUGUAAAAUAACUCUAGAGACAUGAUUUCUUUAAACGUUAGUGGCAUUUCAGCAGAUUGCACAAAAGCCCGUAAUUAAAGGGUGAGA